Penicillium manginii is the source of this 1275-nucleotide messenger RNA. RefSeq lists its product as uncharacterized. Lineage: Eukaryota; Fungi; Ascomycota; Eurotiomycetes; Eurotiales; Aspergillaceae. Gene Ontology annotation, molecular function: S-adenosylmethionine-dependent methyltransferase activity. Bases 1 to 1275 code for a protein of 424 amino acids. The transcript has 4 exons. The record is from RefSeq and is a predicted model, not a curated record.
AUGAACUCUAAGAUUUUCCUAUUGGUGCUGUCCAUCCUAGCCUCGGUCGUAUCUAGCGAAUCGAUCGACCCCGUUUCUUCGGGCGCCACACCCAAACUUGUUGAAAAUAUAACUCUCGUUGAUACUCAAAAUCUGAGACAUGAAGAAGAGUACGCGCGGUUGCAAACACGGCUUGGUCGUGAAAGCCAAGUGUGGGAUGGAAAUCAUCCACGACAAAGGCUGUUAACUGCGUUGUAUGGAUUCCGCCAAUACCAAGAGCGACAUAUCGAAGAAGUACAGCGAUGGCGCUCUCUAUACAAAAAGGUUUCAAAGAGCCAGCGAAAGACGAUUGAAUCAACCAUCAAGUACAACCAUAAACUAAACACAGUGGAGCAUCUAAUCGAAGUGAAUGACGAACUUGCACAAGAAAUUGUACAGACAGGCUUACACUUCUACGGUAUAUCGCAAUCUGAGCUGGAUGAGUUCAGUGCAGACCAAAUUCGUGAAGGCAAGAAAGCUGAUCGAACGAGCGUUGCACAAGCGAUGAAGCAUUUCGUGCGUGACUGGGCCGAUGAAGGACGAGGUGAACGUGAAGAAUCAUUCACUUGUCUUCUAGGCCAAUUGAUUGAAAUGGAGAGAGAAAUCAACGCGCCGCUAAAAGUGUUAGUUCCAGGUGGUGGUAUUGGGCGAUUGGCACAUGAGAUCGCUCGGCUGGAUGGCUUUGAAGUGUCAAUGAAUGAAUGGUCGAUGUACAUGAAUCUAGCCUAUCGACAGAUCAUGCGGGAGCCAAUAAUUUCAAAUUCCCAAUCCUAUCACCCCUGGCUUGAUUGGUGGUCUCACCACGCUACCACAUCCGACAUGCAGCGAGCUGUCUCAUUUCCUGACUCCUUUGUGGAUAAAUCAGCGGUAUUAUUGGUUGAGGGCGACUUCACUACGGUGUUCAAUGGCGAAGAAGGACAAUACGACGUUCUUGUAACGCUCUUCUUCAUUGACACCGCGCGAAAUCUUUUGACCUAUCUCGAGACGAUCCACCGGCUGUUGCGACCUGGGGGAACGUGGCUCAAUCUAGGGCCUUUACUUUACGGAACGGCGCCAUUCCUACAGUUAUCUCUCGACGAAGUCAUAUCGCUAGCGAGGGCAGUGGGAUUCGAAUUCGAAGACCCAGGCGAUGUGUGCGGUGAUGUAUCUUUCAAUGAACUUCCUGUCCGUUCAAAGGAGAUAUCGUAUGGAAGGAAUGUGCGAGGGUUGAAUAGGAACGGAUUCUUAGCGCAGAGCUGGCGAGCUAUUAAGUUAUAA